AUGAUUUACCUUGUCUGGUCUGUGGUGAUUCUCACAGCCUUAGCGCUGUACUUUCGUCAGUUGUACUCCAAGUUCUCCAAGUUUGGGGUGAAACACUUCCAGCCUGUCCCAUUCCUGGGCAACAUGGGCAGUACUAUAUUGAGGCUCGAUCACUUUUCAAAUUUUAUCAAAAGGAACUAUGACAACUUUAAAGAUGAGAGAUUUGUGGGAAUCUACGAGUUCCUGAAACCGAAAAUAAUAGUGAGGGACAUUGAACUGAUAAAGAAAAUAACUAUCAAGGAUUUCGAAUAUUUUAUAGAUCACCAAAAGUUCGUGGAUGAAACCGUGGACCCAUUAAUGGGAAGACACUUAAUAGCACUCAAAGGCCAAGAAUGGAAGGACAUGCGAUCAACUUUGAGUCCAGCGUUCACCAGCUCCAAGAUACGGUUGAUGGUGCCAUUUAUGGUAGAAGUUGGUAAUCAGAUGAUAGAAGCUCUUAAGAUGAAGAUUAAGGAUUCAGGACUUGGUCAUGUCGACGUCGAGGCUAAAGAUUUGACGACCCGAUAUGCCAAUGACGUCAUCGCUUCAUGUGCUUUCGGACUUAAAGUGGACUCGCACAUGGAGGAAAAGAAUGAUUUCUAUAAGAACGGAAAAGAAGCGGCUAAUGUUGAUUUUUUAAAAAUAAUGAAGCUAUUCUUCUUCACUUCCUUUCCAAAGCUUGUUUCGGCACUAAGAAUAAAACAUUUCAGUGAUAAUACUACAACUUUCUUCAAGAAUUUGAUACUUACUACUAUGAGAACUCGUGAGAAGCAGAAUAUAGUUAGACCGGACAUGAUUCAUCUACUUAUGGAAGCCAAGAAAGGUAAUUACAUACAUAGACAAUUAAAUUAUGACAAUAAAACUGCCAAAGAUGCUGAUGCUGGAUUCGCUACAGUGGAAGAGUCAUUUGUUGGACGUAAUGACGUAAACAAAACAGUUUGGUCAGACAAUGACUUAAUAGCCCAAGCUAUUCUCUUCUUCAUCGCCGGCUUCGAGACUGUAUCCUCAGCGACGUCGUUUGCUCUUCAUGAAUUGGCUGUAAACGCUGAUGUACAAGAGAAAUUGGCACACGAGAUAAAAGAGAAUGAAAUAAAGAACAAUGGCAAAUUUGAUUACAACUCAAUACAGGAGAUGACGUACAUGGAUAUGGUAGUUUCAGAGGUUCUCCGAUUGUGGCCUCCAGCUUAUUUUCUUGAUAGAAUUUGCGUCAAAGACUAUAGCUUAGGAAAGCCAAACUGUAAAGCAACAAAAGAAUAUACUAUACGUAAAGGCGAAAAUAUCGCAAUACCGGUAUUUGCAAUCCACCGUGACCCCGAACACUUCGCAGACCCCUUGAAAUUUGAUCCAGAACGCUUCUCCGAGGAAAACAAACAUAAGAUCCAGCCUUUCGCCUACAUGCCUUUUGGAAUUGGGCCCAGAAAUUGUAUUGGUUCAAGGUUCGCUCUAUGCGAAAUGAAAGUGAUGCUGUACCAACUACUGCAACAUAUGGAGCUGACACCGUGUGAGAGGACAUGUAUACCGACCAAGCUCACCAAUCACGCGCUAAGCCUACAAAUCCAAGGUGGACACUGGAUACGUUUGAAGAUCAGAUCAUAUAUUUUUUUGUUUUAGAUGUUGUUGUACCUCGUAUGGUUUGUGGUGGUUGUAGCAGCCUUGGCGCUAUAUUAUAGACAAGUGUACUCCAGGUUCUCCAAGUAUGGGGUGAAGCACUUCAGCCCAUUCCCGGUUGUGGGUAAUAUGGCUAGAGUAAUACUGCGCAGUCAACACUUUGCUGAUGACAUGCAAAAAAGCUACAACCAUUUUUCAGAAGAAAGGUUUGUUGGAAGAUACGAGUUUGUGAAGCCUGUAUUAAUAGUGAAGGAUCUUGAAUUGGUGAAGAAGAUAGCUAUUAAGGACUUCGAAUAUUUUCUGGAUCACAGAACAUUCGUGGAUGAAAGUGUGGAUCCAAUAUUUGGAAGAAGCUUGCUUUCAUUGCAAGGUCAAGAAUGGAAGGAUAUGCGGGCAACGUUGAGUCCAGCAUUCACCAGUUCGAAGAUACGACUGAUGUUGCCAUUUAUGGUCGAAGUUGGACAUCAAAUGACUCAAGCUCUUAAAACUAAAAUCACUGAUUCGGGAGUAAACUACGUUGACAUUGAGGCUAAAGAUUUGACGACCCGAUAUGCCAAUGACGUCAUCGCCUCUUGUGCCUUCGGACUCAAAGUAGACUCGCACAUGGACGAACAAAACGAAUUCUAUCAGAAGGGGAAGACAGCUUCUGCAUUCCGUUUUAUUGAAGUUCUUAAGUUCUUCUUUUUUAUUUCUUUUCCGAAGUUAAUGGCGAAACUAAAUAUAACGGUGUUCAGCAAAGAUACGACAAACUUCUUUAAAAAUCUGGUGCUCGGUACAAUGAGCAAUUGAGAGGAGAAUAACAUCAUCAGACCUGAUAUGAUACAUCUACUAAUGGAAGCACAGAAAGGAAAAUUAACAUAUGAUGAUAAGACGAUAAAAGAUACUAAUGCUGGCUAUGCUACCGUAGAAGAGUCUUCUAUUGGAAGAGAAGUUAUAAAUAGAGUAUGGUCAAACACCGAUUUAGUUGCUCAAGCUGUUCUGUUCUUCAUUGCCGGAUUUGAGACUGUAUCUGCAGCGAUGUCGUUCGCUUUACACGAGCUGGCUCUUCAUCCUGAAGUACAAGAGAAACUAGCACAAGAGAUAAAAGAGAAUGAUAUCAAAAACGGUGGAAAAUUCGACUACAAAUCAAUUCAGGAUAUGACGUACAUGGAUAUGGUGGUUUCAGAGGUGCUGAGAUUAUGGCCACCUGCAAUUGGUCUUGACAGGAUAUGCACCAAAGAUUACAAUUUAGGCAAACCCAAUAGUAAAGCCACCGAAGACUAUAUUAUACGUAAAGGCGAAGGUAUGUUGAUUCCAGCGUUUUCCUUCCACCGAGAUCCCGAAUUAUUCCCUGAUCCCUUGAAGUUUGAUCCAGAAAGAUUCUCCGAGGAAAACAAGCACAAAAUUCAACCACUGUCAUAUAUGCCAUUUGGAUUGGGUCCUAGAAAUUGUAUUGGUUCAAGAUUCGCUCUGUGCGAGGUGAAAGUGAUGCUGUACCAGUUGCUGCAACACAUGGAGAUAUCGCCGUGUGAGAAGACAUGUCUAUCGUCCGAGCUCGCCACAGAUACAUUCAACUUGCGAAUCAAAGGCGGACACUGGAUGCGAUUGAAAAUCAGAUCUUAGAAAUAAGCACGGUACUGUAUUAUAAUGACAUUCAUUUAUAUUUUAAGAACUACGCUCUUGUCGAGAAAGCUCUAGCUACUUUCCACAAUCUUCCAUUAUAUUCUUUAAAUGUUGAUACGAUACGACUCCAAUUUUGACUUUAUUUAGCUUAAUAUAGCUGUGCCUUGGUCUUCGCCUAAA
Molecule: messenger RNA, 3408 nt
Organism: Achroia grisella
Lineage: Eukaryota; Metazoa; Arthropoda; Insecta; Lepidoptera; Pyralidae
Exons: 20
Molecular function (GO): heme binding; oxidoreductase activity, acting on paired donors, with incorporation or reduction of molecular oxygen; iron ion binding
Source: RefSeq, a predicted model, not a curated record